UUUAUUGUCAGUGGCUUUCAGUUCUUAGUGUUGAUAUGGACAGUAUGUAAGUGGUUGGUUUUUGUUUUUUUUUUCUUUUUAAUGUGCUGCUAAGUCAGCUCAGAUUACUCUAUGCAUAGGAACAAAACAUCAUCUUCAUCAACUUCAGAAGUAUUACUUCCGUUUUGCCAAGCUCUUUGUCAUCACUUUCUCUUUCUCUUACUCGGGCUUUACAGGGCGAUUCUUUAAAGCCAGUAAAUGAAGAUUUUCAGCACAGAACCGAAUGGCUUGCAGGAUAUGCAGAAAGCAUGGUACUAUGAAGAGCAUGGUCCUAAAGAAGUGCUAAAGCUUGGAGAUUUCCUCAUUCCUGUUCCUCAACAUGAUCAGCUUCUUGUCCAGGUUCAAGCUGCUGCUUUGAAUCCUAUCGAUUUCAAGCUGAGGCAGACCUCUUUAGUCCCCAUGAAUUUCCCUGUGAUUCCUGGAUGUGAUAUGGCAGGUAUUGUCGUCGCGAAGGGGAGUGGUGUGACCAAAUUCGACAUUGGAGAUGAGGUCUAUGGGAACAUCCACAACUUCAACUUGGAAGGGGAGCUGAAGAGGAUGGGAACACUGGCAGAGUUCACAGUUGUUGAGGAGACUUUGGUGGCUAUGAAGCCUAAGAAUCUGACAUUCAAGGCGGCAGCCAGCUUGCCAUUGGCGAUUCAGACAGCCGCCCAAGGUUUCAGGACUGCAGGGUUUCAAGAAGGGCAGAGUGUGUUCAUAGUUGGAGGAGCUGGUGGUGUAGGAUCUCUGGCUGUUCAGCUUGCCAAGCAUGUCUAUGGAGCUUCUUCUGUUGCAGCCACAACUAGUGCCCCUAAGGUUGAGUUUGUCAAAUGUUUGGGUGCUGACAAGGUUGUUGACUACACCAACACCACAUAUGAACAAAUCCCAGAAACAUAUGAUCUUGUCUAUGACACAAUUGGCGAUUCUAUAAACUCGUUUGUGGUUGCCAAAGAAAAUGCAACAAUUAUUGACAUAACAUGGCCGCCGUCGAAUCCCAGAGCAGUGCACUCAGGCUUGACAGUGUCUGGGGAAAUUCUGGAGAAGCUGAAGCCAUUUUUGGAGAGUGGAAAGGUGAAAGCAGUGAUUGAUCCUGCAGGUCCAUUCCAUUUCUGUAAUGUGGUUGAAGCUUUUGGGUAUAUUGAAACUGGGAGAGCUAGAGGCAAAGUUGUGAUCUCUCCCUUCCCUUCAUGGCAUUAUCCCAUUGAUUUCUGAGAUGGGAAUGAAUCUUUGUUUGUGUUCAUAUGUACAAAUGUUUUACCAGUGAAGACAACCUUUGAUUUUCGUAAUGCAUGUUCCUUUGUCAAAAUGCUUUAAUGGUUUAUCCUUAAUAAAGAGUAUUGUGGACCA
Messenger RNA from Ipomoea nil (Japanese morning glory), 1365 nucleotides. Its product is annotated as 2-methylene-furan-3-one reductase-like. NCBI's taxonomy places the organism in Eukaryota, Viridiplantae, Streptophyta, Magnoliopsida, Solanales, Convolvulaceae. The transcript is spliced from 3 exons. Gene Ontology annotation, molecular function: oxidoreductase activity, acting on the CH-CH group of donors, NAD or NADP as acceptor. The record is from RefSeq and is a predicted model, not a curated record. The coding region runs from base 238 to 1230 and encodes 330 amino acids.